Molecule: messenger RNA, 1857 nt
Organism: Gorilla gorilla gorilla (western lowland gorilla)
Lineage: Eukaryota; Metazoa; Chordata; Mammalia; Primates; Hominidae
Product: RNA-binding motif protein, Y chromosome, family 1 member F/J
Exons: 11
Coding region: 197-1579 (460 amino acids)
Molecular function (GO): RNA binding
Source: RefSeq, a predicted model, not a curated record
ACGGCUUCUGGCGUCCUUCCCUCUCAGGGUAGCUCCAGCUGUCCUUCCCGCAGUUGGCCCUGUGGUGUUCCGAAGCCGGUUACGUACGGCCUGAGGGCCAGGCGAACCUCAGGCUCUUUGUCCUGCUAAAAAGCGCAGGUAUUUUCUGUUUCUCUGGACAGCUGGGUCUCUCGGCAAGAAUAGAAAGCAAAGCACAAUGGUAGAAGCAGAUCAUCCUGGCAAGCUUUUCAUUGGUGGCCUCAAUAGAGAAACCAAUGAGAAGAUGCUUAAAGCAGUGUUUGGGAAACAUGGUCCCAUAUCAGAAGUUCUUUUGAUAAAGGAUCAAACCAGCAAAUCCAGAGGCUUUGCCUUUAUUACUUUUGAGAACCCUGCAGAUGCUAAGAAUGCUGCCAAAGAUAUGAAUGGAAAGUCUUUGGAUGGAAAAGCAAUAAAAGUAGAACAAGCCAAGAAACCAUCUUUUCAAAGUGGUGGUAGGCGGAGACCACCAGCUUCUUCGAGAAACAGAAGCCCUUCAGGAAGUCUGAGAUCUGCAAGAGGAAGCAGUGGAGGAAAAAGAGGGUGGCUUCCCUCACAUGAAGGACACCUGGAUGAUGGUGGAUACACUCCUGAUCUCAAGAUGAGUUAUUCUAGGGGACUCAUUCCAGUUAAAAGGGGUCCAUCUUCAAGAAGUGGAGGUCCUCCUCCGAAAAAAUCUGCUCCUUCUGCUGUGGCAAGUAGCAAUAGUGGGAUGGGAAGCCAAGGUCCCAUGUCACAAAGAAGAGAGAAUUAUGGAGUUCCUCCACGCAGAGCGACAGUAUCUUCCUGGAGAAAUGAUCAUAUGUCACCAAGAGAUGAUGGUUAUGCAACUAACGAUGGAAAUCAUCCAAGUUGCCAAGAAACGAGGGAUUAUGCUCCACCAUCUAGAGGCUAUGCAUACCGUGAUAAUGGUCAUUCUAAUCGGGAUGAACAUUCCUCUAGAGGAUAUAGAAAUCAUCGAAGUUCCCGAGAAACUAGGGAUUAUGCUCCACCAUCUAGAGGCCAUGCAUACCGUGAUUAUGGUCAUUCUCGACGGUAUGAAAGUUAUUCUAGAGGAUAUAGAAAUCAUCCAAGUUCCCGAGAAACCAGGGAUUAUACUUCACCACCUAGAGACUAUGCAUACCGUGAUUAUGGUCAUUCUAGUUGGGAUGAACAUUCCUCUAGAGGAUAUAGUUAUCAUGAUGGCUACGGUGAGGCCCUUGGUAGAGAUCAUUCUGAACAUCUAAGUGGAAGUUCUUAUAGAGAUGCAUUUCCGAGAUACGGGACCUCUCAUGGUGCACCACCUGCACGAGGACCUCGGAUGUCUUAUGGUGGAAGCACCUGCCAUGCAUAUAGUAAUACACGAGAUAGAUAUGGCAGAAGUUGGGAGAGUUACUCAAGGAGCUGUGGUGAUUUUCAUUAUUGUGAUCGUGAGCAUGUUUGCAGAAAAGACCAAAGGAAUCCGCCUUCUCUGGGUAGGGUGCUCCCUGAUCCUCGUGAAGCAUAUGGUAGCUCAAGUUAUGUGGCAUCUAUAGCAGAUGGUGGGGAGCGUCGAUCUGAAAAAGGAGACUCGAGCAGAUAUUAAAGCAAGCAUUCAAAAUAAUAGUUAUUGCAUACCAAACCUUGUUUGCAAAUCAAAAAUUGAAAUGUUAUUUCUGCAUCGUUACCUGCAUAUUACUAAAAGAAACAUGUUGGUUUUGUGGAGAGAGGUAGAUACUAACUUCCUCCAUGAAUUUUUUGAGGUAUUCAAAGGAAAAGGAAUUGUUUUCAAAGUAAUUUCAUACUUGUUGAUGCUAUUUGAAAAGUGUUUAGAUGUAAUAUCUGCCUUAAAAUUUUCACAAUAAAAUUUUACAUGUACUGCAA